This is a messenger RNA of Ceratosolen solmsi marchali, 1259 nucleotides long. RefSeq names its product WD repeat domain 82 (gene Wdr82). Bases 33 to 980 code for a protein of 315 amino acids. NCBI's taxonomy places the organism in Eukaryota, Metazoa, Arthropoda, Insecta, Hymenoptera, Agaonidae. Gene Ontology annotation, molecular function: chromatin binding; protein binding. Gene Ontology annotation, cellular component: Set1C/COMPASS complex. The record is from RefSeq and is a predicted model, not a curated record. The transcript has a single exon.
AAAAGGGUUAGCUCACGGUGUUGAAUCUCACUAUGAAGCUUGUUGAUAGUGUAGUUCGGAGCUUCAAGGUGGCUAAAAUAUUUCGCGAAAACUCGGAUCGCAUAAACAGCAUCGAUUUUUCAACGACCGGCGACACAUUGAUAUCAUGCUCAGAGGAUGAUCAAAUUGUUAUUUAUGAUUGUGAAAAGGGUACACAAAUGCGCACUGUAAAUUCUAAAAAAUAUGGCGUCGACCUUAUACACUUCACUCACGCAAAGAAUACAGCCAUUCACAGUAGCACAAAAAUUGAUGACACAAUUCGUUAUCUCAGUCUUCAUGAUAAUAAGUACAUACGAUAUUUCCCAGGCCAUACAAAAAAAGUAGUCUCUCUAUGCAUUAGCCCUAUUGAAGAUACAUUCCUCUCUGGUUCCCUAGAUAAGUCACUGAGACUUUGGGAUCUGAGAUCACCAAACUGUCAUGGUGUAAUGAAUGUUUCUGGUAGACCAGUUGCUGCUUAUGAUCCUGAAGGCCUUAUUUUUGCUGCUGGUGUUAACUCUGAAUCUAUUAAACUGUAUGAUUUGCGAAGUUUUGAUAAAGGUCCAUUUACUAACUUCAAACUUUCCCAAGAAAAGGAAUGUGAUUGGACUGGAUUAAAGUUCAGUCGGGAUGGAAAAACAAUUUUAAUUUCAACAAAUGGAAGUAUCAUCAGACUAAUAGAUGCAUUUCAUGGUACUCCACUACAAACAUUUACAGGCCAUCUUAACAAUAAAGGAAUUCCUAUUGAAGCCAGUUUUAGUCCAGAUUCACAGUUUGUGUUCAGUGGAUCAACAGAUGGUAGAGUACAUGUUUGGAAUGCUGAUACUGGCUAUAAAGUUUGUGUUCUUAACGGAGAUCAUCCUGCACCAGUACAAUGUGUUCAAUUUAAUCCAAAAUAUAUGAUGCUUGCAUCUGCAUGCACAAAUAUGGCAUUCUGGUUACCGACUGUUGAUGAUAUAGCAUAAAUAAUGUGAUAAAUAUAUUCCAAUGGUAAGCAACCAGUUUUAGAAUUCAUGUAAGAAAAAUAUAAUCGGAUGAACCGAAGACUAGUAGGCAGUUGUUGCCAGGCAAGUUAUUGUCAACAUUUUUAAACAAAUUUCGACAUAAAAAGUCCAUAAAAAUGGAACUUUCUACUCUGCUUUUGUCGUAAUUGUUAUAUUCCUGUGAAAAUAUGAACAUUAUUGGAAUUAAAAACACUGUUGACAAGAUUCUCAUUACAAGUGACUAAAUUUUUUAUGUUAGUC